AAUUUUCAUUGUCGUUAUCCUUGUCUACGGCGUUAUCUAUCUACAAAAUUCCGUAAACAAGAUGCCGCGAAGAAGUUAUUGGCUCCAGAAUUGAAAUUGGCCGUAUACGUUUGCUUUGAUAUUAAUCAUUUGCAUGGAUUUUUUAAACUAUGGAGAGUGACAAAAGUGCCGACAAUGAGAAAGAGCUAACUUCUACCAGUAGCUCGGAUAUGAGCCAGCUCCUGUCAACAAAUAAAGAGGAAAAAAGUGAUUCCAGUGAUACAUUACCUACUUCGUCUACAGACGCUAGUACUUCUUUUAAAUCAACAAAUUUAGUUUCGGAUGAUCCCAUUAGUAGUACCUCAUCUGAAAUGGAUUCAAAUAAAGCCAAGAAAGCUUCAAGUGAAUUACAAAAACCAAAUUUUGAUGCAGAAGAAGAUUUGCUAGAUAUAUCAAUAUCAAAUCAACCUGCUGAAAAAAUUGAAGAGAAUGUAGAUGAUUUAGUAAAUGAUCUGGAAACUUUGUUAGGGGAAUCAUCGGAAUCAUAUAACUUAUCUUUUAGAGGUGCCAAAGCUAUUGAGCUAGAGAAAAUAUCAGAUGAAGAAGCCAGGAAGUCUCCCACAAAAUGCUUACUAGAAGAUGAAGUUUCCAGUAAUACUACAUCUAGCAUUGGAAAUAAACUCAAUUCAGAAUUAGAUAUUUUAACUUUAGAUUGUGCAACUAAUAUUGAAACUCAUAACUUGAAAGAUAGCGAUGAGGGUAGUAGUGAGAACAUAGGAAUAGAAGAAAUCAUAUCUGACACGGUAUCUCCAUCAAUGGAAGGAGUUACCAAUGAUUUGAAAGUUAUAUCUGAUCCAAAUAUUGCAGAUUUGAAAAGUGAUUCUACGGAAUCAAAAACUGAAAAAUCAUCAGAAUGUUAUGAUGCAGAUGAUGUUGUUACACCACAAGUAAAUGAUAAUUCAGUUAAAUUAGAAGAACAAAUUACUGACCAAACUGCUGACUUAAAAAGUAUUGCACAAAAUGUAGUUGAAGUGGUACAUGAGUCAGCUGAGAAUAAAAUAGAUAUGAAGUGUGUCUCAAAUGAUGUAGAUUCUAAACCAGCAGAGAUUAUUCCACCUACAGAAGGUGUAUCUUCUGAAAAGGUUUUAUGUUUGACAGACAUUGUAGAGAAAGAAAGUAUUGAGAAUGAAAAUGAGAAAGUUACAAUUUUCUCAGAUGAUAAAAAUUCUGAAAUAUCAGAAGUUAUUGAUGCAGAUACAAAAGAGGAAGUUGUGAAAACUGAUAAUGAUGAAGCUGUAGAUGUUAAUAUAAGUAAAGUCAGUGAUGAUAUUGAAUUAACAAAGGUUAGUCAUGUUGAAAAUGACUUGGAGAAUAAUGAAAACAGUGCCACAAAUGUGAAAAAUGAUGAAGCAAGUGAGAAAAUCAAUACAUACGAUGAAACUCCAGCAUCAGAUAUUGAAAAUAUAGAAAAAACAACUGAAGUAAAAGAUAAUUUUGUCGAUAAUGAUGAAGAUGGUAGUCAUGAUAGAAAGAUAGAACAAGGAGACAAUAAUGUUUCUGUGACUGAAGGUGGUAGUCCAAAACUUGUUCAAGAUGAAGGGAAUUCUAAUGAAGCUGAUGAUAAAUCCAAUGAUCAAUACACCUUUAAUAUUGAUGAAGAAAAUUCUGAAGAGGAAGAUAGUGGAACUAAAAAGAAAACUUCAGAUAGUAAAUCAGAGUCCUUACAAGAUGAAAAAGAAAUUAAAGAAGAUUUACUUGAUGCAGAUGUAAUACCUGACAAAUUAGAAAAUGAAGCAUCAAAAGAGAAGUCCUUGCAGGAUACUACUGAAAUUUUGUCAGGAAAUGUUGCAUCACCUAAUGUAGAUACACCUUCUGAAGAAUUAGAUAUUGAGCCAUCAAAUGCAAAGUUAUCUGAUACCAACGUAAAUAUGUCAGAAAAUUUGGCACCAGACAAUUCAGAAUUAAAAGAAAUGGAAACAGAUGAAGUUGAAAAUUAUAAAGAGUCAGAUACAAGUGAUGCACUUAAACCAUCAGAAGAUAAGACAAACUUAAGUACUGAUACUAUUCAAAUUGAAAUGGAAAAGCAAGUUGAAAAUGUUGAUUAUUCAAAGUCAGUGGAGUUAUGUGAAACUGAAAAACAUGAUAAUUUGUUCAUAGAAGGUAAACCAGCUCAACUAGAACAAGUAGGAAAGUCAGUAGAGUUAAGUGAAGCACAGGGACUUGAGAAUUCAGCCAUGAAAUGUGAAGAAACCAUUGUUGCUACAGAAUCAGCUCAUCAAGAACCUGAGGAAAAUCCUCAAUCAGAUAUGACAUCAAAAACAGCAGAUCCUCCACAGUCUCUUAGUUCUCAAUCUGAAGCAGAUGAUAAUGCCAUAGAAAAUGAGAAGGAUGCAGAAGCUGAUACACUAGAAGCAUCAAAAGUAGCAGAUCCAUCAAAUUCUAUUAGUUCUCAAUCUGAAACAGAUCUUAAAACCAUAGAAAAUGAGAAAGUUGCUGAAACUGAUACACUAGAAGCAUCAAAAGUAGUAGAUCCUUCAAAUUCUAUUAGUUCUCAAUCUGAAACAGAUCUUAAAACCAUAGAAAAUGAGAAAGUUGCUGAAACUGAUACACUAGAAGCAUCAAAAGUAGUAGAUUCUUCAAAUUCUAUUAGUUCUCAAUCUGAAACAGAUCCUAAUACCAUAGAAAAUGAGAAAGUUGCGGAAGCUGAUACACUAGAUAAGGAGAUAGAAAUAAAAAUAAAUGAGGAAGAAUCAGAAGCUAUUAAUUCAGAAUCAGUUGAAUUAGAACCCAAAGAUAAUUAUGUUAAAGAGCAAAAAUUAGUUAAACAAGAUCGCAUUAGUAAAGUAAGUGAAGAAGUCAUAAAAAAUGAGGAUUUAGUUGAUGCUAAGGAUGAUAUGCCUAUAAUUCAAGAGAAUCUUGAAGUUGAAUCAGAAAGCACUCAAACUAUGGAAUUAGAAAAAGAAUCUGUUUUGGAAAAUACAGUUAAAAACCAAGAAGAUAUCAAUGUUGAUAUUAAAUCAGUUACAGCCUCAUUGAAGAAUCCAUUGGAAGCAAAAUCUUCAAAGGUUGCAGUUGUAGAAGCACAAAAUUUAGAAAGUGAAAUUAUUGACAAAUCUGAAAGUGAAACAGGAGUUUCUGCCCAUCCAGAAUUGCUUUCUCAAAAGCCUGUACCUAUGGAACAAACACAAGAUGAUAAUGAUACAGAGAAUGUAGAGAAAGCUGAAGUUGAUAUUAAAAUUCCAGAUUUAUCUGAAACUGAAAAUAAAGCAUCUGAGACUAAAACAGAGCUUUCAGUUGAGUCAGAAUUGCUUCCUCAAAAACCUGUACCUGAUGAAGAAGAAAAACAUGAAGAUACUGAAAAUGUAAAGACGAAAGAGGUCAAUAUCCAAAGUCAGAAUGAAGUAGAAGCAUUACCAAAAAAAUUAGCACCUACAACAUCAAUAUUUGAUGAGAAAAAGACAAUAUCAGAAAUUAAUAUACGAAGGAAAACAGUUGAGCAAGAUUUAGAAAAAGUUGUUUGUCUAAGUGAAGAAUCAUCUGACUCGGAUGCCUCUUCAGACGUGACACGGCAAUUAAAGAAGAAGAACGAAGAAUUAGCAGAAAUAACAAAUAUAGAUAAUGCUGAUGAUUCUAAAUCAGGUGAACAAGUUACUACUUCAGCAACAGCUGAACAAGAAGAUGAUGUUAUUCAUGAUGUUCCACUUACUGAAGAAUCUCUCCCUAACGAAGAAGAAAUUGACUUGAUUCAGAUUGCUAAGGAAGUAGAGCAACUGCAAAACAAUGAAGAAACAGAACCUAUAUCAGAAGUUCGUUCAGAAGAAAGUAUGACUAGUAUUGACGACUUGCUACCUCAGCAGUCUUUAACAAAAAUUGAAGAUACGUCAAUUUUACCAGUAAAUAAAUUGCAAGCUAGCCAAGCAAAACAAGGUCAAGAAGAUAUAACCCUAAGCGAUAAGGAACUUCGAGAAAUUGAAGCAAUUAGAGCUGCUGUAGCAAGCAUAACUGAUAGCUCACAAGAUACUUAUGACAGUUAUAUUGUUGAAAGUUCAGCGACACCAAUUGAUAAUAUAGCUGAAAUAUCAAUGGAGCUUCCAGAAUUAUCUUGUGGCAUUACUGAAAUUGAUUCGGGUAAUUCUCAGAAUGCCUCUGAGCCAAUAAUUAUGGAAGAAACAGCAGCACUAACUAUUAGCAGCAUUUCGGAAAUAAGUAACUCAGAAAAGACCCAAGAAGUAGGCUUAUUAAAGAAGAGCAGUGAUAGUAAUGAAGUGAGUGUUGAAAUCAAGCCGGAAAUACAAACAGAAAAGCCAUCAAGUCAGGAAGUUCAACAGAUGCCAAACAGUUCAGGUGAUGUAAGUGUCGAUGUAACAGCUUCAGUUUCAAAAAUCGACAGUGUAGAACAGAAGGACGAAUCAUUGUCAAAGGAAGAUGACAUUUCUGCAAAGGACGCCAAAAAUAAGGAAAAUGUGAGCGAAGAAAUUUCAGAAUCAUCUAAAGUUACAGUAGAGGAAAAUGAAGUUGUUGAGUCUGAUACUUCAUUAAAUGACAAGUCGAAGAACAAAGGAAGGAAAGUAACAAAAGUAAAUGAACCUUUAUCCAUCAACGUCGAUGAAGGAGAGCGUGAAAAGGUUUAUAGUCCUAAGAUUACUAUUAAACCGCUCAAGGUUCCUGAUGAUGAAGUGAGCACUACUUCAGAUGCAGAGAUUAAUAAAGGCAGCUUAAAAAUGACCAUUACUAAACAAUCAGAUAAAAUGCAUUCUAUUCUCAAGGUUUUUAAUCCUGAAGAUAAUUCUGAAUUAGAAACCAAUCAUGAGGAGCCAAUUCCAAAACUCAUCAUUAAACCAAAAGCACAGACUGAUCAGCAGCAUAGUCCAAAGAUAACCCGUAGUGCAAAAGUCUAUUCCCCAACAAGUACACAGAGAUGCGCAAGUCCGAGAAUAACUAUCAAACCUGUUGUAAAGCCUGCUGAAAGCAAAAGUGAAGCUCUAAGCCCAUUAAAAAUUACUUUCAAACCUGUAGUGAAACCGGAAGAUGUAUCUAAAAGACAAAGUCCUAAAUCUUUAAAGGAACCAGAUUUGAAGAACCACAAUCCAAAAAUCACGAUAAAGCCAAUUCAAAAGCCUUCAGAGCAAGAGAAAGAUGAUGUCGCUCCGUCAACGCCGAAGGUUACUAUUAAACCAGUGAAAAGACAUAUUGAGGAAACUGAUUUGGAUGAAGAAAGAUCAAGUCCAAAAAUUACAAUCAAGCCUUUGGUGAGACCAACUGAAGAUGUCGAACAAUCGGGCCCGACAACGCCUAGGCUCAUUAUAAAACCAAUUAAAAAACAAGAAGAUGAGGCGGAUCAAGGCAGGUCUAGUCCAAAAAUAUCGAUCAAACCGAUAGUUAAGCAUCCAGAAUCGGAAAUUGACGAUGAGGAGGUCAAGGAAAGGAUCGUAUUAAAAAUUAAUAAGGGAAAUUUACCCACUCCUGUAAAGGACAAGAAGAGGGAACAUCCGGACGAAGAAAAGACGGGAAAAAUUAAACUUAAAUUUUUGACAAGCGGAGGUCACACGCAUAUCGUUCAAGACGGCGAAGAGAGUAACAAGCGUCAGAAGAAAGAUGUUGUCUAUGCUGCAAGUUUAACUGGAACCAAGAACGUCGAGGAAUCAUCCAAUAAAAGAUUGUCAGAGGAACGACAGCCAGAGAAAAAUAAACGGCUAAGAAGUUCUAUAACUCCAGAGAAGGAUGUGAGAGAACAAAAGUUAAACUCUCCUAUUGUCAUAAACGAUGACUCCAGUAGGUCUCAGAACAGUUCCGACUCGAUCGGCAUACAAAAUACAUCUGCUGCAACUCCAGACAUUUCCAAAAUAUCUGAGUUGGCUUCACGGACGACUCACAUUGAAGCUUCCCCUGUUCUGACGGUGGGCGUUGCCACUCCAACUUCCAUGCCUAAAAAACGGGGCAGACCAAGGAAGGUUCCACUCGAAAUUCGACCUGAACUAACGGAUUCGUUAGGAACACAAUCUUCACCAGAUACUAGCACUGGCCCUUCGCCAUCAUCGACACCUGAAGGCGUUACUACUUCUGGAGGUCGUCCAAAAAGAAGCUGCAGAGGUCAAGGUGUUAUCGCUACGCUGGGUAUCAAACCCAGGAAACCAAGAGGAAGGGGCAGGGGUAGCAAAGUGAAUAUGGGCGAUAGAAUGCCGGUGGUCGAACCAGUAACGCCGGUGGUUGAACCAGUAACGCCGGUGGCGGAACCAGAAACGUCCGUAUCGCCCACUCCAAUCGAAUCGACUCCUGUUAAACCCGAAAAGGAGCAGAAAGUAAGCAAGGCCAGGCUUAAAUUGAUGCAAAGCGGUGAUGAGGAGGCCAAAAAACAAGAAGCCGAGCAAAGAAAUUUAAAGCAGGGUGCGGCAAUACCCGAAAAAAGUGUUAAAGUACAAGAAAAACUGGGAAAGGAAGUUUUAAAAGUUAUCUUAGAAGCCCGCUUACCCGAACAGAAAUAUUUACCGAAAAAUCCAUCAGAUUCAGUAGCAAAACAAAAGCCAGCUAAAAGUUCUGAGAUUACUGAAAAGAAAUUAGGAGAGCAUCUUAAAGGAAUUACUAUUACUAAGGUCCCCAGUAAUGCAAAGUCAACAAAAACUAGUACCCAAUUUCACGCCAGCGAUUUUACUGAUACCGUUAUAAUACUAAGCGACGAUGACGAUACUAAUCCAGAGGUUAAACAAAUUGAAAAUAGUGAUGGGGGUAAAACAUCAGAGGAACCUAAAGUAGAGGAAAAGCUUGUUGAAAGUGAGAGUGGAGUUGACAUGACAGAAGGUAGAGACUUGGAAGAGGCAACCGGAGAUGACGAUGCAGCUGUAGCUAGUGAUGAUAGUGAAGAAGAAAGGAAGAAGGCGCUAAUGAAACAGAGAAAAUUAGAAGCUAUUCGAAAAUGUCGCGAAAAACGUUUGGAAAAAUUAGCCAAAGCCGCUGAAAUGAAGAAGAAAAGACAGGAACAAGCCAAACAACAACGUGAGGCGAGAAUCGCGGCUGAAGAAGCUGAAAAAACCUCGUCAGAUAAGUCUAAAACGAAUAAAAGAUAUGGAAGGUAUGGAACUCCUAAGCCCCAAAUAUCUUUAGUAGACGAACCCGUAAAAGAAGCUGGAGGUACUGUGAAAAGUCCGAGGGGUCUAUUUGAUUCUGUUACAGAAGAUGUUAAAAUCUCUCAGCCAAUCGUUAUUACUGAUGAAGAAGAUAGUAAUUUAACCAGCAAUCAAUCUUUAAAACAGAUAGAAACCUCAAACCUGUCACUUCCGAGCACUUCAAACCAGUCGGCGGUAUCGCCUCAGAAGUUCGUCCCCGAACCUAUGGCCGUCGAUUCGGAAGAGGGUUCCCUUGUGGUCCAGGCUAAAUUCGAGCAUUCGAUAGCGUCCGACGAUGUUGUAAUGAUCGACGAAGAGACGAGAAUGAGCGCGGAUCUGGUUGGUUCCAGAGCGCAGACGCCGGCCAAGCAAACCGCCGCGCAGCCAGAAACCAUCGUCGAGGAUUCGCAAAGUAGCUUGGGCGCGGAAAGCGUCGGUGGGGGUAAAUCUAAAAGUUCAAAGGCGCCGCGCUUAGAGGUUUUCCAGGAACCAGAUACAAAUGUGCUCACUGUAGAUCAGCUAGCGGAAUAUAUGUGGAAUGGACAAGGUCCAUUUAUGUUACAAGAGCAGGUGGCCCAAUUUCUGGGUAUUAAAUCGUUUAAAAGAAAGUACCCCAACGUUGCAAGACGUCCGGUAGAUAUGCAAGAAAGAGACUACCUUAAAGAAAAUGCCUUGGCAACAGAGACAUUGUGCGACUUAGGCCUGACAGCAGUCAAUGCCUCGGAUAUUUUGGAUAUUAUGUAUUCCGACUUUCAGGAAAAAUAUGAAGAAUACUGUAAAGCACAACGUGAAAAACAGGCCAGAGAACUGGCAAUUAAACAAAAAGCCCUCUCCUCACAACAAGCUCUAAAACAAGGGACUGAGAAAAUGGACAUAAUAGAGCAAGCUAUUCAGUCCGCUGCUCAGUGGAAUAAGCAAUUUAAUAAGGAAAGAAAUGAACAAAGAAAGGCCUCCAUGGACCUCCAAAACUUGACUGUCCACUAUCCAAAAUCAAAAACUAGAGUCCAACCAAAAGAUAAGACUGGAAAUUACCCGGUCGCGUUAGUUCCAGGACAAUUUACCGAUUAUUACAACAACUUUACACCCACAGAAUUAAACAAUUUACCAUUAAAUACCAUGUGCUACGAUGAAAUAAAAGUACCCAUGCUCGACGAUUCUUCGGAAGAAUCUGACAGUGGAUCUGAUUCAGACUCGGACAGUAGUUCGAGCGGAUCGUCUUCUAGUUCAGAAUGCGAUGACGCAGACUGUGCUGAAUGCAAGAUGCGUAGCGAGGUGCAGGCAAAUGGCACUACUGACAUAAAGCCUAUUAUACCUGAGGAGAAUAAAUCUCAAGCUAUUCAGGCGUCCGCUACAGCUUAAUUUAAAGACAACAAUAGACGUAUAAGUAUAUAGAUUUGGUCGUCAUCAAGGGUGGUCUGGAUUUUAACGCGUGAGACAGUUUAAUGUUAAUGGAGACAGUUUAACGAAAAAUCAAAUGUAUUAAAAAGAGAACAAAGUUGGGU
This is a messenger RNA of Sitophilus oryzae (rice weevil), 8581 nucleotides long. RefSeq lists its product as uncharacterized. The record is from RefSeq and is a predicted model, not a curated record. The transcript is spliced from 22 exons. Lineage: Eukaryota; Metazoa; Arthropoda; Insecta; Coleoptera; Curculionidae. Bases 150 to 8438 code for a protein of 2762 amino acids.